This is a messenger RNA of Fusarium pseudograminearum CS3096, 1131 nucleotides long. RefSeq lists its product as uncharacterized. Gene Ontology annotation, biological process: pantothenate biosynthetic process. The record is from RefSeq and is a predicted model, not a curated record. The coding region runs from base 1 to 1131 and encodes 376 amino acids. The transcript has a single exon. NCBI's taxonomy places the organism in Eukaryota, Fungi, Ascomycota, Sordariomycetes, Hypocreales, Nectriaceae. Gene Ontology annotation, molecular function: pantoate-beta-alanine ligase activity.
AUGCUUCCUCUUCGCUUUAUUCGACAUCGCUCGCCUUUCACGACUUCGGUCCGCACAAUGGCUUCUGCUUGCUCAACUUCUUCCCGCCUCGAGACCCUUCCCAAGUCGCCAAUUCGUGUCCUCCGCUCCGUCGAAUCAGUCCGCCGCUGGCGAAACCCCCAUGUGGUUGAGCACCGUUCCGUUGGCCUCGUGCCUACCAUGGGCGCUCUACACGAGGGCCAUCUUGCCUUGAUCCGUGCCGCUGCCAAAGAGAACCACCACGUGGUUGUGAGCAUAUACGUAAAUCCUGCGCAGUUUGGGAUCAAAGAGGACCUAUCCUCGUAUCCAGUGACUUGGGAGGAGGACGCAAAGAAGUUGGCAGCGCUGGAUAGAGAGCUCGCUGAUGAUGGAGGUAACUUGGGUCGCAUUUCUGCCGUGUUCGCGCCGACGACGCCGGAGAUAUACCCAAGUGGCUUCCCGGGCCAGGAAAUUGAUAGCAAGGGAAGCUUUGUCACAAUAACGCCUGUGGGUGAAGUCCUCGAGGGUGCUAGCAGACCAACCUUCUUCCGUGGUGUUGCCACAGUGUGCUUGAAACUCUUCAACGUUGUUCAACCUGAGCGUGUAUACUUUGGUCAGAAGGAUGUUCAACAAACCGUUGUCAUACGCAGAAUGGUCAAGGACUUCAUCCUGCCCCUGCAGGUUGUUGUCCAGCCUACGGAACGUGAGAAAGAUGGGCUUGCUCUUAGCUCGCGAAAUGUCUACCUUGGCCCUAGACGAAGAGCUGCCGCUAUUGUCCUUCCAAACGCACUGCAUGCUGCUGCCGCUGCGUACACGAAGGACGGCUUCUACACCAGGGAGGAUGUUCUCGGUGCAGCACAUAAAAUUAUUGACGCGUUUGCAUCAGAACAGUCCAAUCUGCUCUCCACUGAGCGUGUGGUCUUUGAGGUUGACUAUAUAUCCCUUGCAGACCCCGACACAUUAGUUGAAGUUGACAAGAUUGAUCCUUCGCGAGGAGCUGUUUUGAGCGGUGCAAUUAAGAUGUUGCCUGUCGAGGAGGCUAAGAAAGGUGAGGAUCUAGGCUUUAGCGGAGGGCCACCCGUGCGGUUGAUCGAUAACAUCAUCCUCAAGCCUCUAGAUUCCAAGAGCGAAUAG